Guillardia theta CCMP2712 is the source of this 1257-nucleotide messenger RNA. RefSeq lists its product as hypothetical. The transcript is spliced from 11 exons. NCBI's taxonomy places the organism in Eukaryota, Cryptophyceae, Pyrenomonadales, Geminigeraceae. Gene Ontology annotation, cellular component: endoplasmic reticulum. Bases 1 to 1257 code for a protein of 418 amino acids. Gene Ontology annotation, molecular function: protein disulfide isomerase activity. The record is from RefSeq and is a predicted model, not a curated record.
AUGACUGCACCCUCUGUGAUGCUUCUGCUGCAGAAAGAAGGAAUCUGGCUCGUCGACCUCUUCGCUCCUUGGUGCGGACACUGCAAACGUUUGGCACCCGAGUGGGACAGAGCUGCUGCACUUGCGGUUGGCAAGAUGCCGAUCCUCGACUCGAAACACUCCAAAGUCUGUGACAAGUAUGUAGCUAGCUGGGAUGCUUGCUGUGCUGAUGAAAGAACGCGAAGGUACGAAGUCGACGGCUACCCGAGUCUUCGCGUCCUCUCUUCCGACGGCAAGGUUUUGAAACCGUUCCGAGGAGGAAGGACUGCAGAUGCCCUCGUUGAGUACGCCCGCAAGCUUUCAAGUCCAGCGACUGUGAAGCUCAACACAGCCAAGGAGGUCAAGGAAUUCAUCGAGAAGAACACCGCCUCUUUCAUUCUGUUCGAGCCUGAGAAUGUCGAAGGGGAGGAGGCCUCCAUGUUCAAGCAAGAGUUCCUCAAGGCUGCCACCAUGCAGUCGGAUGUCGCCAGCAUCGCAGUCGCACCAGAGUACACAGGAGAUGACUUGGAGUUCCGAAUCAUGCUGGACGGACGGACAGUGCAGGAGGAUGUCGGUCUCGGAGGAAAGCUCGUUGUCUUCAGAGAGAAAGAGGCGAAGUGCCUCUCCUCCUCCAUCAACAGGACGGCGGAGGCUCUCAGCCACUGGAUCGAUGGGCACAGGUUCCCGAUGCUGUCCAAGGUGGACGCAUCCAACUACAGAGCCCUGGGGGAGAGGAACAAGCCGCUUGUGAUCGCUGUGCUGCGGGGGAAGGCGAGGCCCGCGGGCCAGGAAGGGCAAGCUGAAGGAGAGGAGGACGACUCGUUUGAGAGUAUCCCCAUCAACAUCGAGUUCCUGCAGACUGUGCGGGGGCUCGCGCGAGAGUUGGAGGAUGACUUCGGGUUCGGGUACCUCAACGGGAAGCAGUGGGAGCAGUUUGUGGUGAAGUUCGGCAUCAGCACAAGGGUGCUGCCUCGCCUCCUCAUCAUCGACGUGCAGAAGGAACACUUCCUGCCUGUCCCCGUCGAUGUCAAGGGGCAUCACGGAUUCUCUGAGUACCUUGGGAAGGUGAAGAGCGGAGAGAUCAAGAUGUCGAGGAACUUCAAGACCAUGGUGAAAGAGUUCGUCAAAGAGAACAAGACUCUUCUCAUGCAGGGCGGAGGAGUGCUGGGAGUCUUGAUCGUCCUGGUGGUCGUGGUGUGGAGCAUCAUGAGCUCUAGAGGGAAGAAGAAGGAGGAAUGA